This is a messenger RNA of Cuscuta campestris, 1088 nucleotides long. The record is from the annotation of a GenBank genome assembly. Lineage: Eukaryota; Viridiplantae; Streptophyta; Magnoliopsida; Solanales; Convolvulaceae.
UAGAUAAAUGGGGGCAAAUUUACAAUAUUAAAAGAUAUUUAAUGUUUUGAGAUAGGGUUUGAGAUCGGAACGGACGGGAAAAAAAUCUUGGGCUCUACAACUCGGCUCUUCGAUCGGCAACUGGGACACAGAGCCAGGACGGACGGUUUCCAAUGCUGGGUCUUCAUCGUCGAUCGGCUAACCACGAAUCGGACUUGAGUGACGCCAUACGGGAAUCAGGCGGCAACCUGGGGAUUUCGAUUUCUCCGGCUUCAAUUCAGGUUUAUCAAUUUGUUUUUCUUUAUCUGUUUAAUCCAAGCUUCUCAAUAUCCUCUUUAGAAUCGUUCACUCUACUUUUGUUGUUCACUUGCUAGAUUACUUCCUUUUAAUAUACAUCCAUUCUCAUUGCUUUAUGGGUUGUGUUUCUUGAUAUCACAAGUGACUAAAUAUCUAAAUUUGAGUGGGUUUAUUUGUUGAAUUGGUCCAGGUAGAGCUUAGUUAAUACAAUACUUAAUCGAGUGGGUCUUACAACCAAGUUUUAAGCACACUCAUCUCUAAUCAGCAUCAAUAUUUUGCACCAGUUGAGAUAGGUCAAGCCAAAGCUAAGGGUAUUUUCUCUAUUAUCUUCAAGAAGUCAAUGGCAGAUGAAGUUGUUCCAAUGCUCCUCGAAAAGAUAAAUAAUGGGGAUGAAGAUAAUGGCUAAUGAAGUUGGUGGCUCUAUUCUCAACACAAUAGACUAGAAACACUUGUGCCUUUGAGGGAGGCUAGACGUCAAGGACUAUGGCUUGUGAGAGAUCUUUCAAGCGUCGUCGUAGGAGUAUAGGCUCUAUUGCUGAAUCAUAUGUUGCCUCUCAAGGAGGAUAUUUCCUAGAUGCUUCCUGAACCCAUUGUCCAAACGAUACUAGAUGAGAUGCAAAGAUUGUUUGGGGACCGUUUGCCUAGUAGAUAGGAUGGAGCAGAUGGUGACGGAAGUGCACAUGUAUGUUAGGUUAUUGUUUAAUUGAUUAAUGCAAAACAAUAGAUAUUAUUAUAAGGAUACUUGACAAGUACAUAAGUUUUAUGGAAAAUAUUGAAACUCUUGUUUUGUGGAAUACAUGUGUUUGAGUAUG